AACCUCUGGCUCUUCCCUUUUUAGGUGGCCCUGGGGUCCAGCUCUGCCUCACUGAUGUAUUGCCUAUCCUGGCAAAGAUGCUUCAUGGCCACAAGGCAGAGCCCUUGCAUCUGUGCCACCGGCUGGACAAGGAAACUACAGGGGUAAUGGUGUUGGCCUGGGAGAGGGAAGUGGCACGUCAAGUCCAAGAGCUGUUUAGAACCCGUCAAGUGGCAAAGAAGUACUGGGCCAUCACUGUGCGCGUCCCGGUGCCCCCAGCAGGAGUCGUGGAUAUCCCUAUCAUCGAGAAGGAGGUGCAGGGUCAGCAGCAGCACUACAAGAUGGCGCUGUCCCCAGGCUACCGCAUGGAGGAUGGGAAGAUAGUGAGAGCACGGAGCAACCGGAACGCACAUAUGGCUGUGACUCAGUACCGGGUGCUCAGCAGCACUCUGUCCUCCGCCCUUGUGGAGCUCCAGCCAAUUACCGGAAUAAAACAUCAGCUUCGAGUUCAUCUGUCUUUUGGACUGGAUUGCCCAAUCCUUGGUGAUCACAAGUACUCAAACUGGACUCAGCUGGCCCCCCAGAAGCUGUCUCUUGGUACCCUGAAGAAGCUGGGGCUGCACCAGGCGAAGGCCCGCCACAUCCCCCUUCACCUGCACGCCCACCAGCUGAUCCUGCCGGCCCUGGGGUCCAGGAAGGAGGAACUCGACUUGGUCUGCAAGCCUCCUCGCUACUUCGUAUGCUCCCUGAGACGCCUGGACUUAGAGAUGCCAAGUCAGGAUCAAAAUGGGGACGACAAAGCCGGACCUGUGAGAGCACAGUGAAGACCGCUGGGCUGAUUGGCCCCUGAAUCCUUCACUUUGUUUAAUGGACUCUGCUAACUUCUCAGACAGACUCCAGAAGAGCCGGUGUGAGAAGUGGAAGAAACCCAGCUGCUUCCGGGCUUUUACUGGACACUAAAUUCUAUUUACUGAGACUUUGGCCACAUUCUGGGAAAGCCUGUGGGACGUCUCCCUGCUUCCGAGUCUCCUUGCCCGGGGGGAAGAGAGCCCAGGGCCAGGCAGACUGGGUCCAUAUUUGGAAAGGGAGAAACUCCAGCACAGAAUCUGUGCUCAGAAACUGUUUACAUCCAACAAUAAAGCCCUCGAUCUAUCAGGAAGGUUCCUGUGGUUGGAAAGAGCACAUGAUGGUGAUCUGACUGCUAGAGAAAUUCAGAAGCAGUUAGCCACUGUCCUCAUGGAUGUUCAGAAUCUAUUAGCAGAACCUCUCUGCUCCACUUGUUUUGUCUGGGGUUUUAUAGACCCCAGCCCGAGAAUGCAGGAUUCUCUCCAGCUGCAGCAGUUACUGGAGCCUGCAAAGGGGUGUUGGAUAAGCAAGAAAAGCAGAUGUAAUGGCAGGCUGGCUGUGAGGCCCUGGUGGGGAGCACACACACUGUCCAGAGAGGGCAGUUGUUAGCUGCAGCUGGGUAUUGCUCUGUGGGAACAGGGUUUCUCAUUUUUUUUUCAGAGAAUCAAGAAACCCAGAUACAGUUGAUCCUUGAACAGCUUGAGGGGAUCAGGGACACUGACCCCCAUGCACAGUCAAAAAUCCACAUAUAAGUUUUGACUCUCCCAAAAUUACCUACUAAUAGCCUCCUGUCCUGACCGGAAGCAUUACCAAUGACAUGAACAGUUGAUUAACAUGUAUUUUGUAUGUUCUGUGUA
Leptonychotes weddellii (Weddell seal) is the source of this 1682-nucleotide messenger RNA. NCBI's taxonomy places the organism in Eukaryota, Metazoa, Chordata, Mammalia, Carnivora, Phocidae. The record is from RefSeq and is a predicted model, not a curated record.